Messenger RNA from Xyrauchen texanus (razorback sucker), 3863 nucleotides. Its product is annotated as cytochrome P450 3A27-like. NCBI's taxonomy places the organism in Eukaryota, Metazoa, Chordata, Actinopteri, Cypriniformes, Catostomidae. The record is from RefSeq and is a predicted model, not a curated record. Gene Ontology annotation, molecular function: heme binding; iron ion binding; oxidoreductase activity, acting on paired donors, with incorporation or reduction of molecular oxygen. The transcript is spliced from 13 exons. The coding region runs from base 199 to 1722 and encodes 507 amino acids.
GCUGAACCGGAUGUGCGUUCUAACUUCCGUGAAAAAGGCCUAUCGACCUGCCUUUAGCAACGUCCGCUGAAAAUUAGUUGGCAACACUGCGAGGAGCAUCGAACUGUAGUGGGACUUCUGCAAAACAAAGAUCUCCGAAUCUGCAUUGAAGAAUACACGACACAACAGAGUUUGAUAUAAAUCAGGACUGGACUUACAAUGAUUGAUCUCACGUCUCUGUCAGUCACCUGGACCCUGGUGGCACUGAUCAUAACUCUCUUAUUUAUUUAUGGUGUUUGGCCACAUGGAUUUUUCAACAAGCUGGGUAUUCCAGGACCAAGGCCUUUGCCUUUCAUUGGCACAUUUCUUUCAUACAGGAAAGGUAUUUGCAAUUUCGAUAUGGAGUGUGCUAAGAAAUAUGGAAAAAUAUGGGGGAUCUUUGAUGGAAGGCUCCCAAUUCUAAUGGUCACUGACCUGGAAAUGAUCAAAGUAAUUAUGGUGAAAGAGUGUUAUUCUACAUUCACCAACAGAAGGGAUACAAAUGCAGAUCUGGCUGGUCCCUUUGCUGAUGGAGUAUCUAUAGUUAAAGAUGAGAGAUGGAAGAGAAUUCGUGGUUCACUCUCUCCAUAUUUUACAAGUGGCCGACUUAAGGAGCUAUUUCCUUUAGUUGUGACGCAUGCAGAACGUUUUAUUCAAAAUAUGAAAAAGAGAGACCAGGAACAACCAAUUAAAAUAAAAGACGCUGUCGCACCAUACAGUUUGGAUGUUGUCACCAGCUCUUCCUUUAGCGUUGACAUCGACUCCAUAAACAAUCCAGAGGACCCUUUUGUUACUAAUAUCAAGAAGUUUUUCCAGUUUCAUUUGUUCAGUCCUCUCUUACUGCUAUUUACUCUCUUUCCCUUUACAGCAAAGCUUUUGGGCAAAAUUGGUAUACGUCUUUUUUCAGAGUCAUCUUUGAAUUAUUUUUACAGUGUUUUGAGAAAGAUAAAGGACCAACACAGCAAAGAAUCAAAUGGGCGGAUAGACUUCCUGCAGCUCAUGAUCCAGGGUCAAAUAUCUGACAGUCAAGCUGAAAACACUACAGGUGACCAGCCAGUAAAAGGUCUUACAGACCACGAGAUCCUCUCCCAGUCCUUCAUUUUCAUCCUCGGAGGUUAUGAUACUACAAGCACCACUCUCACUUUCCUCCUCUAUAAUCUUGCAACUAAUCCAGACAGCCUGCAAAAGCUGGUUGAACAGAUUGAUGAAAACUUUCCCUCUAAUACUCCUGUUACAUAUGAUGCUUUAAUGAAAAUGGAUUACUUGGAAAUGGCCAUCAACGAAUCAAUGCGUCUCCUUCCCACUGCUCCACGUUUAGAGAGGGCCUGUAAAAAGACUGUGGAGCUCAAUGGAGUGACCAUACCGAAGGACACUGUGGUUGGAAUUCCCACAUAUGUUUUAAAUCGUGACCCACAGCUCUGGGAGUCCCCGGAUGAGUUCAGGCCAGAGAGGUUCAGCCCCGAGAGUAAGGCAGAUGUCAACCAGUAUGCUUUUAUGCCUUUUGGACUCGGGCCACGAAACUGCAUUGGAAUGAGAUUUGCCCUAAUGAUUAUGAAACUUCUUGUUGUGAAGCUGCUUCAGAACUUCACUGUGGAAACAUGUAAAGAGACACAGAUCCCUCUAGAGUUGAAUGCCAUUUUUCAGCCAAAGGUUCCCAUAACACUGAAGUUCAUACCAAGAUCUCACAGGGAUAGAGAAGAAUAAUUAAAACUAAUACAAAACCUUGAUCAAUAUAAUUUGAUUUCAAUGUAAUCAUAUAGAAAACAUCAUUUGUAAUCACAAAGGCUUCAAAGUUAUGUAGUGUAGAAUUAACUAGAUCGUGCAUAAUACUUUAUUUUUAUGUUUAUAUUUUACACCAUAUUUAGGUGAGCUGUUGUAAUGCUCAGUGGUAUGAUUUAUGUCACUUGUAGUGUGACCAUUUGUCUGUUCAAUUUACUUUUUGAAAUUAAUACAUUCAUUAAAACCCGUUUAUUGUUGUAUGUGGAAUGUGAAUUUUGUGUAUCAUCUGUAAAUCCUGUUUUCAGCUUAUUGAUCCCAAGUUGCAGAUGUAAACUGUCACACUAAAAGGUGUGUGUGUGUUGUGUGUGCGUGCGUGUGUGUGCGUACGUUACAUUUUUGAAGUUGUGGGGACAAUUUGUUGGUCCCCAUGUGGAAAACUGCUUAUAAUUCAUACUAAAUUAUGUUUUUUGAAAAUGCAAAAAUUCAGAAAGUUUUUUGUUGGGUUAGGGGAUACAAUAUAAAGUUUGUACAGUAUAAAAAUCAUUGUCUAUGGAAAGUCCCCAUAAAACAUGGAAACCCAACGUGUGUGUGUGUGCUAAGAUGUGUCAAAGUGCUUCUUGAAGAAGUGCAACUUGUAGAUCGCAAAAAUACUGUGGCCAAGUAUUAAACAUUUCCUGUUAUAAUUGGGAGCUUAUUUUACAAUUGCAGUGUCAGGGAGAAGUUCCAGUUGAAAGUGUGGUAAGAGAGAACCUUUCUCAUGUUAUUGGGGGCAGGCUGACAUGAUUUCUAUAAUCCUGGAAAAGGAGACAGAGGAGGGAACACAUUGUAAAGUGUUGUUGGUUUAGCAACAGUAGACAAGACCAUAUGGUUCAAUAAUUAAUUAUUUGAUUUUGCCUAAAAUCCCAAAUUUAUUAGCAGCCAUAGUAUGAUUUAAUACACGCUAGUUGGUAUCUCUAUAUACCCUAAAAAUGUAAUUAGUUUUUUGAUUAUAACUAUAAUCUGAAUUAUCUUACCAUGCAUGUAUAGGCCUAAAUUUCCUGAGAAAAUUAGCAUUUUGUUAUUCAAUGCACCCAGAAAGCUGUCUUGCAUUUCACUCAGCAAUGAAGACUAAACAGGAAGUGAUUGAAAUCUCCCCACUAACAGCAUUAUGCACCCACCCUUGCCCUGAAAAACCAUCCUUUUUGGACAGCUCUCCAUUUUGCCAUACUGGGGAGUACAUUUAAUUCAUUAUGUCACCACAAGACUAACAUUUCACUCUUUAAUAUAUAAUAAAAUUCUAAGAUAUGUUUUAAAUGACUCUUCUUUUUUUUUUUUUUUACUUAAAUGAGUCAUGAUAUGCCUUUUAUAUUAUUUUAAUAUGUUCCUUGAGGUUCACUUAUAAUAUUAGUUUUUUUUUUGUUGUUGUUUUUUUUUGCACAGAAAACAAUCAUAUAUUUGUAAAACAUGAUCAUUUUCCUCCUCACUCAGACCCUUUAGUUUUGGUGCUGUUUCUCCUUUAAGACUUGACAGUAUAUAACCGCUGUUCUGAUUGGCUCUCUGCCAAUGUUGUUGUGGAGGUGGUCAGAUGCAAAUAUCUACCACAGUGGCCCAUUGCAGUGCACAUAGGGGCCACAGUUUGUUCCUGGCAGGCAGUAGAUACCAUAACCCUGCUCCCACCCUAAUCCUAACAAUAUGGUGCUUGUAAGGCAGAGUAGCCUGCCAGGAACAACGGAUGGCACCUUUCUACCAUUGCAACCAUGCCGUGAUAUCACAAUUUGGAGGAUGUUGAGAACAAGUCGUUAUGGCAGCUUGUUUUCAACAAAUUUUCUUUCUGCAGUGAGGAGAAAGUUUGUGUUCUGAAACUCAGUUUGUUUUUAUAGUACACUGACCUUAUAUGUUUAAAGAUCUAGGACAUUUUUAUUCCUCAUGUCCUAAACUUUUUAAAAAAAAAUGUCAUCAAGAUUAGUUUAACUAAUGGUGUUACAAAAUGUUUUGAUUAGAAUUUUACUAAACUCAGGUUUCCACUCAAGAGUGUUCGUAUCCCAAUUAUAACACAUUAUUAAAUUGUGCAGUUACACAUAUCUUUGUGUCUUUGACUUUAGCUAAUUGAAAAUUAUACUUAUGUUCAUCAUAUUAUGUUGUAUCAU